GAGAAGCGGCAGGCUGAACGUACCAUCCCCAGACCUGGGGGUGUUGCGGCGGUGACGGCGGUGGCGGCAGCUGGAGCCGCCGAGCCAGAUGGCUGCGGUGGGGCCGAGGUCCGGCCCCAGUGCCGGUGCGGAGGCUCUGGCCCUGGCGGCUGAGCUGCACGGGGAGGCGACGUGCUCCAUCUGCCUGGAGCUCUUCCAGGACCCCGUCUCAAUCGAGUGUGGUCACAGCUUCUGUCGCUCCUGCAUCGCCCGCUGCUGGGAGCGCCCAGGGAUCCCGGUGUCGCCUGCCCCCCGCGCCCUGCCCUGUCCUCAGUGCCGGGAGCCUGCCCGCCCCAGCCAGCUCCGCCCCAACCGCCAACUGGCCGGGGUGGCCAGUCUGCUCCGCCGCUACAGCCUCUCCCCGUCAGGGGACGGGGACGGGGAGGGCGUAGGGAGCCUGGUGUCGGGCUGCGUCCAGCACGGGGAGCCUCUGAAGCUCUAUUGCCAGGAUGACGGACGGGCCAUCUGCGUGGUGUGCGACCGCGCCCGGGAGCACCGCGCCCACGCCGUGCUGCCACUGGACGAAGCGGUGCAGGAGGCCAAGGAGAUGUUGGAAUCCCGGCUAGGUGCCCUGAAGAAAGAACUGGAGGAGUUUGAAGAUUUUAAGUCCAUGGAGGAGAAGGAGAGCCGGGAGCUCCUGAAGCAAGUGACUGUGGAGCGGGAAAAGGUAGGGGCUGAGUUCCAAGCACUGAGGGCCUUCCUGAUGGAGCAGGAAAGCAGGCUGGUGGGACGUCUAGAAGAGCUGGCCAGAGAGGUAACCCAAAGGCAAACUGAGAACCUGAACCAGCUUGGUAGCGAGAUCUCCCUGCUGUCCAAACUCACCACUGAGAUGGAAGAGACAUCCCACAAACCUGACCUGGAUUUCCUUCAGGAGUUCAAGAACACAUUAGGCAGGUGUGACAAUGUGCCUGGUCCCAAACCGGCCUCAGUUUCUUCUGAGAUGAAGAGUAAAGUUUGGAAUAUUUCACUCAAGACCUUUGUUUUGAAGGGACUGCUAAAGAAGUUCAAAGAGGAUCUUCGGGGAGAACUGGAAAAAGAGGAGAAAGAUAGAUCCCUGUACCAGGCACAUUGGGGGGGAGAGACAGAAGAAAGGAAGAAACAUGGUCCCUGCCCUUGGAGAGCUCCUGUGGAAUUGACGUUGGAUCCUGACACAGCCAACCCUCGCCUCAUCCUCUCACUGGAUCUCAAGAGUGUCCGCCUGGGUCCACGCCCCCAAGAUCUGCCUCCUAAUCCCCGGCGCUUUGACACGAAUACUCGAGUGUUGGCCUCUCGUGGAUUUUCUUCUGGCCGUCACCAUUGGGAGGUGGAAGUGGGCUCAGCUGAUGGCUGGGCCUUCGGGGUAGCCCGGGAAAGUGUACGGCGUAAGGGCCUCACCCCCUUUACUCCUGAAGAGGGCGUCUGGGCUCUUCAACUCAAUGGUGGGCAGUACUGGGCCGUGACAUCUCCUGAGCGCACCUCGCUGAGCCCUGGGGGGCGGCUGGCCCGGGUUCGGGUUGCACUGGAUUUAGAGGCUGGUGCAGUGUCUUUCUAUGCUGCUGAGGACAUGCGACACAUCUAUACCUUCCGAGUGGCCUUCAGAGAACGAGUCUUUCCCCUCUUCUCUGUCUGCUCUACUGGGACAUACUUGCGGAUCUGGCCAUGAGAUGGGGCCAGAGACAAUGGGCCACUAAGAGGAUAGGGCUAAUUCAGGCCUCUGGGGUAUUGGCAACUGCUGGAAGUUGAUCCUGCACAGGUCUCUCCCCAACCCCUGGCUUCCCACCUGGCCAGACCUAACUUUGUUUUCUCUGAGAUGGGAUACAAGCAACAAGUUAAUGUUGUAUGUAUAGGCCUCUUCCGAAUCUUGGCUUCUUAUUUGCUGUGCACUGGCAUUAUCCCUUCUCUAGCCUCUGGCUGAGGCUUAUUUCAAGGAAGCCAGAUUAUCUCAUAAAGGUCUUCCCCUUUCCUUUCCUUGUUCUAGGCUACCUUUUCACCAGUACUUAUCUGUGGAUAUAACCUUGAGGCCUGUGGAUGCUGGGGACUUUGGCCAACCCUCCCCAUAGCCUCUUUUGGCAGGUGGCAACAACUGUGGCCAAGUAGCAAGUUUAGGCUGUCUGUUUCUGGUCUUGCUUCAUCUCUAGAUUUUAAAAGUAUUCUGUGUCUCCUUUCUCUGGCUGUUGAUACUGGCUUUUGUCUCAGCUUUCUUCUGUGUCUCCAUUUUUCUCAGGACCUUAGAAGGUGUUGGGGAGAGCUAGUAGGAAAUGAAAGAGGGACUAGCAAAAUUCUCCUACACUAGGGGUCAUUUUCCCCAGAUCUCUAUAAGUUUCUACUUCCUUGACUCUCAGCCCUCAGCUAUCCCAACUGAAGAAGAAGGCCUGGGCCUUGGGGAAGGACACUAUUUUCUCUGCUUUGCACUUUUGUCAGGCUGUAGCCAAUAGGAUCAAAAGUAGACUCAAAGCUGAGUGCACUUGGCUGCUUGUCUUUGGACUCAGAGGUCAUCAGUCUUUGUUUCCAAGAUGUCAGUCUGCCCAGACUAGAAUUAGACCCUUGCCCAUGUGUGUGACUAUGCAGCCACUCAAGGGAAUAAAUAUCAACAUACAUUUGGGAAUUCACACUCACACUGCCCCAUAACCUUCCCUCCCUUCCCCUUCUCCCAACUAUAUGAAAGAUUAUCAAUACAAAGACACACCCACCACUGACACAAUAGGGAUAAAUUUCUGCCCCCAAAUGCACAUGCAUAUCUACGCUCAUAAUUUCACAAAUAUAAUCACAGUGUACAAACCCACAGGUACGAAUGCACUCAUAAACAAUAAAUAUUCAGAUAUUUCCUGCCAUAAAUAUAUGCUCGCACUGUUUUACCAAAUGAUGUAAAUAUACUUCUGACACCUUUUUAAGAAGCACAUCUAGAGAAUGUCACACACACAUAAAAGUACUGUCAGGACCUUGAAUCACUGGGUUCUAGGUUCUCCCUCCUGAUCUCCAUGGCCUCUUUACCAGGAUGGUGCCUCAGUUUUCCCAGCUGGUGACACUUCCUGUUCUUGGUGAUAGUGUUGCAGAGGAUGGGGAACAGAACAAGAAGAGAGGAAGAGUGCCUUUCCCUGAUCAGCUCUCCUUUGGAGAGGCAGAAAUAGAGAACAUGAGUUCAUCUUGAGUUAUUUGGUUUCUUGG
Molecule: messenger RNA, 3183 nt
Organism: Dromiciops gliroides (monito del monte)
Lineage: Eukaryota; Metazoa; Chordata; Mammalia; Microbiotheria; Microbiotheriidae
Gene: TRIM7
Product: tripartite motif containing 7
Exons: 8
Coding region: 89-1681 (530 amino acids)
Molecular function (GO): zinc ion binding; protein binding
Source: RefSeq, a predicted model, not a curated record